CCUCCGUCCCCGCCUCCCCUGCCUGUGCCCCUGCCUCCGCCUCUGCCCGCCCGGCCCAAUCCCUUACAACUGCCCCAGGACGGCUCUUGGGCAGCCGCUGCAAUACAGGCGGCACCGGGUUGCCCCUCUCUGCUCCAGCUAGAAAGACCUGAGUUAGACAAGCGGAAGCGGACGCCUUCCUACCUCAUGGCAACAGAAAACGGAGCAGCGGAGCUGGGAAUCCAGAGCUCACCAACAGACAAUGCACCCAAAGGUGCAGCAGGCGAAGGACCCCCAGCUACAGAGAAAGAACCUGCCCCCCCAGACCCAAAGAAAGAACCUGCCCCUCCAGACCCAAAGAAAGAGCCUGACCCCAAAAAAGAAUCUGGUCCACUCACCAUGAAGAAAGGUGCCAAAGCCCCUGCCCCAGAGAAAGGGAAAGGUGGCCUGGCCCAACCCUCAGCUAGCAGCCAGGGGCCGGAGGGAGAAGGCGCCCUGGGCAGUGUUGGGCAGCCAGCAGCCCUGCCCCAGCAGACCCAGACGGCUGAGGCCAGUGUCACGAAGCCCAGCGACAAUGAUCAUCAGGAGUCCCCCGGCAACCAGGACCCUGGAGAGGCCAAGGAGCGAAAGAAGGCAACAGAGAGCCAGGCAGCGGCCAGGAGGGGCUCCCCGGCCUUUCUACAUUGCCCCAGCUGCCCUGCUGCCAUCUCCAGCCCGGAGCAGCCGCUGGCGGAGAAGCCCCCAAAUGAGGCAUUGGAGCUCAUCUUUGAAGGGGUGCCCGUGACCCCCGGCCCCACAGACCCCGUGCCAGCCAAAGCAGAAGCAGGAGGGGAAAACAGCCCGCGCGGCAGCCAGAAGGAAGCAGGAGAGAAGGCUUCCGGCCAGGCUGGCCCGGCUGAGGUGGAAGGGGACACCUCGCGGGGGAUCGAGUUCCAGGCUGCGCCCCCGGAGAGAUCGGAGGCGGGGCAGCCCCUCUGUCUCACAGCCAGGGAGGAGGACUGCUUCCAGAUCUUAGACGAUUGCCCGCCACCCCCCGCCCCCUUCCCCCACCGCAUCGUGGAGCUGAGGACCGGGAAUGUCAACAGCCAAUUCAGCAUGAACUCCAAGGAGACACUGGGCGGCGGCAAGUUUGGAGCGGUCUGUACCUGCACAGAGAAAGCCACCGGCCUCAAGUUGGCAGCCAAGGUCAUCAAGAAGCAGACACCCAAAGACAAGGAAAUGGUGAUGCUUGAGAUCGAGGUUAUGAACCAGCUCAACCACCGCAAUCUGAUCCAGCUCUACGCAGCCAUCGAGACCCCACAUGACAUCAUCCUGUUCUUGGAGUACAUCGAGGGCGGCGAGCUCUUCGAGAGGAUCGUGGACGAGGACUACCAGCUGACCGAGGUGGACACCAUGGUGUUUGUCAGGCAGAUCUGCGACGGGAUCCUCUUCAUGCAUGAGAUGCAGGUUCUGCACCUGGACCUCAAGCCAGAGAACAUCCUGUGUGUCAACAACACCGGCCAUUUGGUGAAGAUCAUUGACUUCGGCCUGGCACGGAGGUAUAACCCCAAGGAGAAGAUGAAGGUGAAUUUUGGGACCCCAGAGUUCCUGUCUCCUGAGGUGGUGAAUUACGACCAAAUCUCCGACAAGACAGACAUGUGGAGUAUGGGGGUCAUCACCUACAUGCUGCUGAGCGGCCUCUCCCCCUUCCUGGGAGAUGAUGACACAGAGACCCUAAACAAUGUCCUAGCUGCCAACUGGUACUUUGAUGAGGAGACCUUCGAGGCUGUGUCAGAUGAGGCCAAAGACUUUGUCUCCCACCUCAUCGUCAAGGAACAGGGGGACCGCAUGAGCGCUGCCCAGUGCCUCGCCCACCCCUGGCUCAACAACCUGGCAGAGAAAGCCAAGCGCUGUAAUCGACGCCUCAAGUCCCAGAUCUUGCUUAAGAAAUACCUCAUGAAGAGACGCUGGAAGAAAAACUUCAUUGCUGUCAGCGCUGCCAAUCGCUUCAAGAAGAUCAGCAGCUCAGGGGCACUGAUGGCUCUGGGGGUCUGAGCCCCAGAAGCGGCAGAGGCCUGGAUGCAGCUCCACGGUGGCCGGGGCUGAGGCCUCACAGCCCAGAAGGCCAGGGCGGAGGGCCAGACCCCAGGGUGGGCUGGGCAGGACAAGGCUGCACCAGGCCGGGAGGCUCGGGGCUCCCCACGCCCCCACACGGUCACCGCUGCCCCGAUGAAAGCUGCCUCGGAUGUGGCCUGGAUCCAUCCUGCUAACGCCUCCCCAGACGGGCUCUGGCCCAUCGGCCACCGCCCAGAUGCCACAGGCCCGUUGCUCCUUCCCUGGCUCCCCCUUUGGAACUGUGGCCUGGUGACCCCUGCUUGGCCCCACCCGGGCACCCCUGGCCUGAGCUUGCUCUCAGCUGAAGUGGGAGGGCUGGGGUCCCAGCGUGUGGGGCUCCCCCGGUUGUGGAUGGGAGGCUCUUGGUGGGGCAGGAAGGCAACCAAGUGGAGCCCUGCGGCCAGCUGCCGGGAGACAGAGUCGGCUUUGUGAAAGAGGAUCUUCACGCCACGCCUGCCUCCCUACACCCAACAGAUAAGGCCCAGCGCACACCAUCUGGCCAGCUCCAGCUCCCACCCACCUUCCUUGCCGACCACCAACACACAGGAACUCCGAGUGAGAGAGAGGGCGCCCAGCCCAGGCCUGGCGGAGGGGGCAGGGAGCGGCCUGGGGGACACCGAAGACCACCCCCAAACUUGCCUGAGGGCCUCGCUGGCUCAACCCAGCCACUGUGGGCCCCCACCCUGCCACGUGGGCCUCAGAUGGUAGAGCCAGCAGGCCCCGGAGGAUGGAGUGCAAAGGCCGUGGGCAGCCCCCAACCUGCUCUCAGCUUGUGCCUUGUAAAUAAAUGUACAGGUCGGAUGUGG
Molecule: messenger RNA, 2879 nt
Organism: Myotis davidii
Lineage: Eukaryota; Metazoa; Chordata; Mammalia; Chiroptera; Vespertilionidae
Gene: MYLK2
Product: myosin light chain kinase 2
Exons: 14
Coding region: 187-2013 (608 amino acids)
Biological process (GO): protein phosphorylation; intracellular signal transduction; positive regulation of apoptotic process
Cellular component (GO): nucleus; cytoplasm
Molecular function (GO): protein serine/threonine kinase activity; ATP binding
Source: RefSeq, a predicted model, not a curated record